Messenger RNA from Hordeum vulgare subsp. vulgare (domesticated barley), 3057 nucleotides. RefSeq names its product transcription factor PHYTOCHROME INTERACTING FACTOR-LIKE 13-like. Bases 768 to 1958 code for a protein of 396 amino acids. Gene Ontology annotation, cellular component: nucleus. Gene Ontology annotation, molecular function: protein dimerization activity. Lineage: Eukaryota; Viridiplantae; Streptophyta; Magnoliopsida; Poales; Poaceae. The transcript has 10 exons. The record is from RefSeq and is a predicted model, not a curated record.
UUAACGAAGAUGAUCUAUAGAGUCGUAGAAGAAGAAGAGAGAAUAUAUAUUUUAGCAGAAAGAAGGAGAAGAUCCAAAGCAAGUGAUGCAUGAGGCUGGUUUCUGGUCCAAUUCCAAAGCCGCCGAUUCCGAUGGCCGACACCAUUCCCCGGCGCCAAGGAGACCCGACAAGGACGCCGAGCGCCGCUGCCGCUGCGCCAUCCAUCCAACCCCGCAAAAAAAUCCCCCCGUUCCCCCUUCCCUCGUUAUCUAUCUCGCCGCGCAAAAAUCCAAGCCAAAUCGCCCACGGGUCCUGCCACUGCCGCGGUGCCGCUCCUCCCCUUCCUUCUCCGGUUCUCCCCGAGUGUGAGUGUGUGAGAGCUGAGAGGAGCCAAGUGCGCCAUACAUAUACCUCGACUCGCUGCUCGCCUGCUCUGCUUGCCGAGAAAAAGGAGGGGAGGCGACUUGUCUUGUCACUUCUCAGUUCACUCUCUCGGCACGCUGGCUUUGCUCCCCCCUGAUCGAGGGGAGAACAGUGGUGGCGGUGGCCGUGCUCGGCCGAGAGGUCAGCUCAGUGGUCAGGAGCUGGGAGCAGUAGCCUGAUUAUUAUCUCCCUCCCUCUCUCUUUCUCCGUGCGCGUGCACGAGGCUCUCUUCUCCAUUCCUUUUCGCCUGGCUGCCUCGAGCUUGAAGAAGGAGGAGGGGCGGCGUAGUAGCUUGGCCUGCUCCUGCUCCUGCUCCUGCUCGCCCCCCUUUCUGCUGCUUCCUUCCAGUCCCGGCGACCGUGGCAUGGACGGCAAUGGGAGAUCGGCGGCGAACCACAAGAAGCCUCUCGCCGCGGACAAUGACCUGGUGGAGCUGCUGUGGCACAACGGGGCCGUCGUGGCGCAGCCGCAGACGCACCCGAGGCCGGCGCCCGGCGGGGAGACGGCCGCGUGGUUCCAGGACGACGUCGACGUGCUGGGGAACGACGUGUACGCGCAGCUCUGGCACAACAUUGCCACCCCGGACGUCGCGUGCGCGGCGCUCCCGGGGCCGAGCUCCCACCCUCCCCCGCCGCCGCCGAUGCGGAGCGGCAUCGCCUCCAGCUGGACCGGCGGCGACAUCGGGUCCACCUUCUGCGGCAGCAACCAGGUCCCGGAGGUGCCGGCGGGGGGCAGGGAGGAGGGGAGCGCCGCGCCGCCGUCCGAGGGGACGCGCGGGGCCAGCACGCGCGGCACCUCGUCGUCCGGCGGGUCCGGGAGCAACUUCGGGGGCUCCGGCCUGCCGAGCGAGAGCGGCGGCCGUGUCCACAAGAGGAAGGGGAGGGGCAAAGACGACUCUGAUAGCCGCAGCGAGGAUGUUGAGUGUGAGGCCACUGAAGAGACCAAAUCGUCGAGGCGGCACGGGUCGAAGCGGAGGAGCAGGGCAGCCGAAGUUCAUAACCAGUCAGAGAGGAGACGAAGGGACCGGAUCAACGAAAAGAUGCGGUCGCUGCAAGAACUCAUACCCCACUGCAACAAGGCCGACAAAGCAUCAAUAUUGGAUGAGGCGAUUGAGUACUUGAAGUCCCUCCAAAUGCAAGUUCAGGUUAUGUGGAUGACGAGCGGGAUGGCGCCAAUGAUGUUUCCUGGUUCUCACCAGUUCAUGCCACCGAUGGCGGUAGGCAUGAAUUCGGCAUGCCUGCCUGCGGCACAGGGUCUAAAUCAGAUGGCAAGAGUGCCAUACAUGAACCAUACCUUGUCAAAUCACAUCCCUAUGAACCCAUCUCCAGCAAUGAACCCUAUGUAUGUUGCAAACCAGAUGCAAAACAUUCAGCUGAGAGAAGCAAGUAAUCAUUUCCUUCACCCAGAUGGCGGGCUAGCAACGGCACCUCAGGUAGCAGGACCAUAUGCUUAUACACCACAAGUAGCACCAAAAAACCAGAUACCGGAAGUGCCGGAUUGUACUGUUGUGCCAACCUCUGGGCCCGGACAACCACCCGCGCCUGAUGGAAUUUAGAAUGACCAUAAUUUGGGUAUGGACUGUGUCGACAACCUGCACAUGGGCCAUCUUCCUGGAAUUCGCUGAAAAUACUAACAUGAUAAGCAGAUAGCACCCAUAUUGCUGUUAUAUGUCUCGAUCAAUACGCGUCUGACAUAAACACUAGAAGUAUUUGUAAAUGCUGAUAGCAAUUUUCUCUCCCAUUCAUGUGAGAGGAAUAUAACUUUUCUUUUCUUUUUAUAGAAAAAUGUGUACAUGAUAAUAGCAGUCGGUUUGUAGCAAUUUUGAAAAUAAGGCGCCUAGGGACGUCUGGUUUACUGGAGAGAAGAAAAACAGUGGUUUAAAUGCUUGUUGUCAAAUGUCCAACAUCCAACCAACCAGAUCCAGGGGGGAAGGAACAGAAGAGGUCGAAACAAUCAUAACAUCAAACCUUACUCCUCCUUUAAAGCCAAGAUUUGUUCUGCAGGGGGAGAAAGAACAAGAACUUGCCGGGCCGCCACGGAGCCGUCUGCUUCGCCGUGCCCCUGCAAGCGCCGCGUGCGCGCACGGUCACUCCGGCGUUACGCUUAUCGACAAAGCGGUUCGGCAUCCUUCCUUCACAUUCUGAGAGGGAAUUCUGUGGUGAUGCAAGAGUGUGCGGUUUCUCUCCGGCUUUCGCCUGAUGUCUACGGCACCGGGCCGGACCAAGUGCACGCUAUGGUUGUUGCAUGGUCCUCCUGGCAACUAUCGAAUGCAGAUGCUGCUGGGGCUGCAACUGGCCGUGGGAUCGUAUCCCCUGAGCUUUCCUGUCUGCUGCUGCAACUGGUAAAAAAUGCUUGAUUCCCCCGGAGCAGCCUGCUCAUCUGUUGCCCUCUCGCCGGCGCUUUCUUCUCGAUGAAAAUGACGCGACACGUGUCCGGGCAAAAAUAAUUUUGUUUCUCCCGUGCACUGCCGUUGUUUUCCUGCACUUGCCUGAUGUCUGUACUGACAAAUAGAGAAGGUUGCAAAAAGAAAUUGUAAAAUAAUUUUGUUUCUCCCGUGCACUGCCGUUGUUUUCCUGCACUUGCCUGAUGUCUGUACUGACAAAUAGAGAAGGUUGCAAAAAGAAAUUGUAAAAUAAUUUUGUUUCUCCCGUGCA